AUGAAGAAUUUUAUCUUGGUAUUCGUUCUCAUCAUUUUGGUAUUUAGCAACUUGGCUUCAUCUUUAUCAAGACAGGGUUGCAUCUCCGGCUACAACGAAUGUGCUGUUCUACCGAGAUUUGUUGCGGAGACUUUUGCUGCCCUGAAGCUUCCAAAUGCGAUUCCGGAAUUUGUUCAUUGGAAACAUUGGAAUAAC
This is a messenger RNA of Funneliformis caledonium, 195 nucleotides long. The record is from the annotation of a GenBank genome assembly. Lineage: Eukaryota; Fungi; Glomeromycota; Glomeromycetes; Glomerales; Glomeraceae.